AGGUCCAGUUCCGCCCCUACCGCACCGACGACUUCAUCACCCGCCUCUACUACGAGACCCCUCGCUUGACCGUCCUCAACCAAACGUGGGUGUUGAAAGCUCGAGUCAACGACUCGGAACGGAACCCCAACCUCUCCUGCAAGAGAACCCUCUCCUUCCAACUCAUCCUCAAGAGCAAAAUCAACUCCCCCAUGGAAUGUUCCUUCCUCCUCCUCGAGGGACCUUACGACGACGUCAAGAUCCAUCCCGUCAUCUACCACUUUGUCUUCAGCAACGAGAACAACGAGACGGAUUACAUGGCCCUGCCCAUCCUCGACUCCGUGGAGUGUAACAAACUCUUGGCCGCUAAAAAUAUCAACCUCCGCCUUUUUCUAUUCCAGAUUCAGAAAUAA
This is a messenger RNA of Antrostomus carolinensis (chuck-will's-widow), 392 nucleotides long. It is a transcript of the gene ZFTRAF1, whose product is annotated as zinc finger TRAF-type and ring finger containing 1. Lineage: Eukaryota; Metazoa; Chordata; Aves; Caprimulgiformes; Caprimulgidae. The annotation marks the transcript as partial. Gene Ontology annotation, cellular component: nucleus. The record is from RefSeq and is a predicted model, not a curated record. The transcript has a single exon.